CACGGGGAUGAGGAGUCUGUCGAGACGGUCGGCCAUAUUGUAUGUUUGUUCAGCAACGGCAGCAGUGCUAUGGUGGCUAGCUGUGGUUUUGUGUACUCUCGUGGUGGUGGUGGUGGCUCGUCGGUGUUGGACGUGCGGUGCCAUGGCUACAGCUGCAGCGGACCCGAAAGAAAAAGCGCACUGGACACCCGAGGAGACAUUCGCCCUUAUCAAAAUAUGGGAAGACCAUCUCCAUGACUUAAGAAGGGCGAAGCGCAACGCAAAAGUGUACCAGUUGAUUGCUGAAAAGCUGCUCGAUGCUGGCAUCAGCAAGACUUUGAAAGAGACGAAGACAAAGAUCGAAAAUCUAGCAAACAAGUACAGAGACAUCAACAAGAAAAAGGGCACUGGGCAAGGCCGUGUCACUUGGCCCUAUUACUGGGAAAUUCACAAGUUCCUCAGUGCCUUACCAAUGAAUAACCAGCGGGAAAUGGUGGAAAGCCAGUGCAACACUGUGGAGGAGAUCAUCCACCAAAUGGAGAAUGAUCACAGAAGCGGAGACGACGGGGACGCAGCCGCCAACAUGAAUGAGGAUAUGGCAUAUCCUACACAGGAUGACGCAUCUGAAACAUCAUCAGAAACUUCGUGUCGUGCGCUUUCAUCUCCUGUUGACGCUGGACCUUCACAAACUGGGACUCCCCAGCAAAAUGCUUGUCGCCAGAGCUUACUGGGGCCUCGCGAAAGGAGAAAGAGGCAGCCAUCGAAUGCAAAUCUGCUUGCGCAGCUCAUUGAGGAGCAACGGCAGCUGCGUCUAUGUUUAGAAAAAGGCAUGCAGAAAGAAGAAAAGUUCAGAGAGAAGCAGAUUAAGCUGCAGGAAGAAAGUGCGCAGCGUGAAAAUUUAUUUUUGGCGUGUUUGCGGGAUUUGGGCAAAAAGUAAAUGUUCAAUGCCUGCAUGUCUGUCAAUGAGCAUGAUUGUUUUCAUAUUCACACGCUCUUCGAAGUACACACACACACACACACACACUGCUUCUCUGCUGUGGUGCAAUGCUGCUGGUCAUGUGGCCUGUUGAGCACGUCUCCAGAAGUAUUGCGCCAGAGCAGCUCGAACACUGUGUCCUGUUUCACUUGACUGAGUGGUGGAGCGCGAUGGCUGUGGAAACAGUUCAUCAAAUGCAGGCACAUCUUGUUCCCACUGAGGAUCCACAGGGUCUCUGAAUGUCUCACAGAUAUUGUGAAGAACACAUGCGGCCCUAAUGGCUUGUUUAGCAUUGGGCAACUUGCAUUCUAGCCUCUUCAUGACAAAACGAAAACGAGCUUUCAGGCGUCCAAAUGCGUUUUCAACUAUGCGUCUCGUUUUGGAAAGGUUAUAAUUGCAAGCAGCUUCGGGGGUGCCAGGUGAUGCACUUGGGAAGGGCUUAAGCAGUGUUGCAGUCAGUGGAAAUGCCUGGUCACACAGAAUGAGUGGUGUUAUAGCAGCGCCUUCGAUCAUAAUCACAGGCGAAUCAAGGUGUCCGCUUUCAAUAAGUGUGUGCAGCUUCGA
Messenger RNA from Dermacentor andersoni, 1519 nucleotides. The record is from RefSeq and is a predicted model, not a curated record. Lineage: Eukaryota; Metazoa; Arthropoda; Arachnida; Ixodida; Ixodidae.